AUGCAGGCUCUGGAGUUCUGUUCUGGACAGGAUGCAUUACCGGUACAUGACCAAGGUUUGAAAACCCAAAGGUCGACACCAAGAUGUACCAACCUGACAUGGUACGAGUACAUCUGUGCUGUGUACGGUAGCUACUGCUGUCAUACAUACGGCGCGCCUCCUUUGCUGACCUCGCUGCGGCCGUCGAUUGUCGAUCCCCCAGGGACACAAUCUCGGCAGCUCACCACUGUCGUGACCGUCACCAACCUGGAUCGCAUGUGGCCGACCUGGCAGCCACCCGUUGCACUGAUGGCAGCAUGGCAGGCAGAAAGCCUGCGAAGCCUCGUCGCCGUGCCUUGGGGCACGAAUGCAAAUCGCCCCGUGCUCUCCCCAGUCUUUCCAACUGCCGGUGCUGAGAGAGAGAGAGAGCUGAGACAGACGAGGACAUCGUCCAGGUUUCAUCUCAACAACAACAACAACAACAACAGCAGUUACGCUCAAGCUGAUCGACCCAUCAUUCGCCCUACCAAAAGGGGCAGCCUGUCGUCUCCUCCCUCUGUCCCUCCCAUAGCCAUCAGCGCAGUCUGGAGACUUGGUAAGCACCGACAGGGCGGCAGUGCAGCAUGGCCAGGACGAUACGAGUGUGCUGUGUGCGACGCCUCGCUCUCUGCUGCCCGUCCACACAACGCCAGACUCGAGUUGCAGGCGGCGAAUAUCGUCAACACUGAGGAGGCUGCAGGUGUGUGCCAGCCUAAUCCUGGAACCAGCUGCAUCUGCGCCGUGGCCGCCUGA
Molecule: messenger RNA, 771 nt
Organism: Plenodomus lingam JN3
Lineage: Eukaryota; Fungi; Ascomycota; Dothideomycetes; Pleosporales; Leptosphaeriaceae
Source: RefSeq, a predicted model, not a curated record